Molecule: messenger RNA, 5934 nt
Organism: Hemicordylus capensis (graceful crag lizard)
Lineage: Eukaryota; Metazoa; Chordata; Lepidosauria; Squamata; Cordylidae
Gene: USP42
Product: ubiquitin specific peptidase 42
Exons: 19
Coding region: 738-4892 (1384 amino acids)
Biological process (GO): regulation of apoptotic process; protein deubiquitination
Cellular component (GO): cytosol; nucleus
Molecular function (GO): cysteine-type deubiquitinase activity; cysteine-type endopeptidase activity
Source: RefSeq, a predicted model, not a curated record
GCCAAAAACAGCACCCUAUGCUAUAAGGCUUCGACACAAUUUAGCUUCCUUAGACAUGUGUGUUUAGGGCAUGUGUAAAGAUAAUAGGCUGUCAUUAAAAGACACUGUAAGUCAUAAAGGCGAUUAUUGCAGCCACAGACACAGUUCAAAUAGCACCUCCGCCAACCAUUAUGAAGCAAAGCAUUGUGAUGCGGACAUGAACUGCCACUGACUUGUAAGCUACUCUACUUAUUGAAGUCUAUGAUAGGGUACUGAAACCCAUCAAGGGUAUCAAGGGCUGCCAUUGGUAGAUGACAUGCUUAGUACACAAAGAGAACCCAAUAGAGUCAGAGUGGCUCAUGUAUGCUUGUCUAUUUCUGUCCUAGCAGCACAGAGAUAAGACAUCAUCGUUGGUCCUGAGCGUGCCUUGGCACAGUGAAUUGUAGUGGUAGUAUUAGACAGUAAGAAAAACAAACACUAAUUAUUUUUCUUUUAGCAUUAGUAGUGAUAGAUAUAGUAAGAAUAAGUUAGGGGUUUUUGGUUUCCAUUUGUUUAUUGAAAUAUUGAGAGGAUUACUACAUAGAUAGAUAGAUAGUAAAGGCAGAAUUCCAGUAGGGUUUCCAUACUACCUACAUUAGGGUAGAAAAUACCACAUAGGUUUGAGGAAUUAUUCAAACCAAGGAAAAUCCAGCAGGACAGAAUCCAGCAGGACAGAACCAGCAUUCCUCUACUACAUUGAAUAAUCUAAUAGAUGAACAAUGACCAUAGUUGACAAAGUAUCUGAGUCCUCCAACCCUUCGGCCUGUCAGAAGCAGCCUUUCAGCUCGGUGAUCCCUGCUUCUGGAGAUAUGGACUCAGGCUCUGCUGGAUGGGGUGCCGUAUCUUCUCUAGAAGCUCCAAAACACAAAAUCUCUUUGGGUCCAGUACCAGGAGCUGCAGUCUAUUCCAAUUUGUCUGUACCCGAUAAAUCCAAGCCCUCCACUCAGAAAGACCCAUCUGCUGUCGGCGAUGGCAUUGCCGCCCCACAGAAGGUCCUCUUUCCAGCAGAGAAGAUCUGCCUGAAAUGGCAGAAACCCCACCGUGUUGGAGCUGGUCUCCAAAACCUGGGCAACACGUGUUUCCUCAACUCCGCUCUGCAGUGUCUGACCUACACGCCGCCUCUAGCCAACUACAUGCUGUCCCACGAACACUCCAAAACCUGUCAUGAGCAAGGCUUCUGCAUGAUGUGCACCAUGCAGGCUCACAUCACCCAGGCCCUUUCCAACUCCGGCAACGUCAUCAAACCGAUGGCUGUCAUCAACGACCUUCGACGGAUAGCGAAACAUUUUCGUUUUGGAAAUCAGGAAGACGCACACGAAUUCCUACGGUACACUGUAGAUGCUAUGCAAAAAGCAUGCCUGAACGGUAGCAACAAAUUGGACAGACACACACAAGCUACCACCUUCAUUUAUCAAAUAUUUGGAGGCUACCUAAGAUCUAGAGUAAAAUGCAUGAACUGCAAAGGAGUUUCAGAUACCUUUGAUCCAUACCUGGAUAUUCCAUUAGAAAUAAAGACAGCUCAAAGUGUUAACAAAGCUCUGGAGCAGUUUGUCAAGCCAGAACAGCUGGAUGGUGAAAAUGCCUAUAAAUGUAGCAAGUGUAAAAAAAUGGUUCCUGCAUCUAAGAGAUUUACAAUACAUCGGUCGUCAAAUGUCCUCACCCUGUCCCUGAAACGGUUUGCAAACUUCAGUGGUGGAAAAAUUACAAAGGAAGUGAAAUAUCCAGAAUAUCUGGAUAUUCGUCCAUACAUGUCCCAGCCAAAUGGAGAGCCAAUUAUUUAUGUAUUAUAUGCAGUUCUGGUACAUACUGGUUUCAGCUGUCAUGCCGGUCAUUACUACUGCUACAUAAAGGCCAGUAAUGGGCAGUGGUACCAGAUGAAUGAUUCCAUUGUCUCCAAUAGCGAUAUCAGAACUGUACUGAAUCAGCAAGCUUAUGUCCUUUUUUAUAUCAGAUCCCACGAUGUGAAAAAUGGUGGCGAACACAUUCAUUCCGUUCAUACUCCCGGGCAGUCUUCACCCCGACCCAUUAUCAAUCAGCGAGUGGUCAACAGCAAGCAGGCUGCGUCCGGCUUUAUUGGACCACAACUCCCUCCUCACAUGAUCAAGAAUUCCAGCCAUUUGAAUGGCACUGGAUCCCUGAAGGAAACGCCGAGCAGUUCCGUAGCAAGUGCAAGCAACGUCCCCCUGAACAGGCCGUCGUCCGCUCCUCCCGCUACGUCCAUCCAGAACUGGACGAUGAACAGGCCGGCCCCUGCUACCACCCCUGACCCUUCAAAGAAGAAGAAAAUCACCAUCAGUAUUCACAACAAGUUGUCUGCUCGCCAAACGGUCUCUCACAACUGCACCUUGGAGAACCUCAACAAGCCCGCUCCUUCGUCCACCAUUUCCAACCCUUCUGCUGUCCAGUCUACCUCAAGCGCAUCGACCGUAUCGGCUGCUAACCGAGUCGCCAAGCCAGCGGCUCCCAGCGAAUCAUGUUCCAAGCUGGUCAUGAACGGCAAGUCCAAGCUGAACUCAAGCACGCUGGUCCCUUACGGGGCGGAGUCUUCGGAGGACUCUGACGAGGAGUCCAAGGGGUUGGUGAGGGAGAACGGGCACUCCAAAUCCUUCAACGGUAUCCCGAUUGGGAACGCGGCUAGUGCGGCAGAGAGCUGCUGUUCCUCCUGUCACAGUGCGGAAGAGGAGGGACCACAGCACGAGCCGCUGGAGAGUGUGGCUGUCAAUGGUGCUCUGAGUCCAGAGGAGGCUCCCAAAGAGAACGGGCUGCCCUGUGAUGAUCCUCCUUGCCAAGCAAAGUCUGCGAAAUCGACGGAAAAUCCAUUUUCUAAAGCAAAUGGAUUGCAUACAAAAGGAGCACCUACAGCUUUGCCCCCAGUCCCGGAAGACAGGAUCUUAGACUCCUUCAGAUACAGUCAACUGAAAGCAUUAUCAGAAGAAAUCAGUUCAAGUGGAACAGAGAACACUUCAGAAGAGGAUGGCAGCAUCAAAGCCUUAGGGAGUGUCAGCAACAGUGUUUCCGGCGAGAAAUCCACAAAGGUCCCCAGCAGCCUCCCCUGCAACAUCCAGAAUCUCUUGCCCUCUUCAGACCCUGGAAUCGUUUCUACCAAAGAUGACUCCUCUGGAAGUAUUGUUGCAGAAACAGAGGGCCCACCUCUCGAUACCGGUGGACAGCCUGACCCUGAAUCUCGUGCCCUGGAAGUGGAAGAGGAGUUCCCUAGAGAAGGCGUUAAGGAGGACCUUGCAGAAAAGCUGAGAGGUCCCAAAGAAGGGAGCACAGCUUGGAAAAAGAGCCCCGUGCACCCCAGAGGAGUGGACGACGGAGCAGAGGACCUGGUGCCAAGUCCCUUCAUAAGGUCUGACAGUGAAUGUAGUUCUCAGAAGCUUGCCCCUCUCAGUAUUCCUGAGAAAUGCCAAGAAACGCAGGAGAGCAUAAAGAGCCGUGUGGAUGUCCCUCCUCCCGGCGAUUCUUCCGUUACAAAGCAAGAUGCAACUGUUGGGAGUCUGAAGGAUGGAAACCGACUGGCCGGGAGUGGGGAACCCUGCGCGGGCAACCCAGAAAGGCAAGAGUUAAAGCCCCAUUCUCCACUCUCAGCAAAAGUGUGCACUACCAAGAAGCCCGGCCAAGAGCACUCCCGACCGAAAAGGGCGCACUCGGAGAGCGAGGAGCGGGAAGCCGGCCAGAGCCAAGCCGAGGGGCACCACCACAAGAGGCGGCGCUCCUACAGCCGCGAGCGAGCCAAGCCGGAGCACCCCAGGCGCCAGCACCACAACGGGAGCAGCAGCCGCUUUCCCUGCAGCCCUGACCCGGGGAGAGGCGUGGGCAAAUACCCCCCUCACCGCUCCCGCAGCCGGGGGAAAGGGGAGCCCGAGAGGAGCAGGCACUGCUACGGGAGAGGAGAGCCGUCUUGGAGCCGGGAGAGGUGGUCUUCCGAGGCGCCGAGGAGCUGGGAGAAGAGCAGGCCUCACAGCCACCAUGCUUCCUCCUCCUCGUCUUCUUCCCACGUCCCCAGGAAUAGUCGGGACCGAAAGUUCUCUCCUGGCGAGAGGGACUGUCCGAAGUCGAGCCAUGUUUACAGUUACCCCUAUAAGGACUAUUAUUACCAAGCCCGAUGGACUCAUGACCCCGCCGCGAAGGAGAGGGAGAAGUGCGACGUCGGUCCCUCACGAGCCGACUGCCACCAUUACCCGGCUCCCUCCCAGCACUCCAGCCGCUAUCCCCACGAGAGAUGCCCGGCGGUGCCCGAGGAAGCCAGUCUGCACCCCGAGGCCUCCUGCCACAAGUACGCCAACCGAAAGGAGCGGAAAAGGAAACGCCCCAGUUCAGCGGGCAGCGAGAGCGACGGGAAAAGCAAGCGCCGACGGAGCUCCCAAGGAGAGUCGCUGGAUGAGCCGAGAGGCCGGAAGCACAAGAAGCAGAAGAAGAAGAAGAAGAAGAAGAAGUCGAAAGAUAAACACCGAGAGAGAGAGGGCAGACAUCACCAGGAUUCAGACCCAUCUGCAUCCGGCUCCGAGGCAGAAACUCACAAACACAAAAAGAAGAAGAAGAAGAAGAAGAAACGUACUAAGAGAUCCGAAGGGUACGAUGAGACUUCAGCUCCUUACACCCCCAAGCCAACCAGUUUGGAAACCAAGCAUCUCAAGGAGAUGACGCAACCGUCUUCCGAGGCGUGCAGGAAACAGGACAGACAACCCCAGGACGGAGACACAGCUGCUUUGAAAACAAAGAGUGUAGAAGGUAGCAACCGAGAUGGCUGUUGCCCGUCUACAGGUCAUAAUGUAGCCACUACAGAUGCACCUUCUCAUAAAGAUCAUAGUCAGACAAUUACUGAACCUUUAGAAGACAAUUUUCCAUAUACAGAGGAAUCUAGAUGGUGAGUAGAGAGAGAACCUUCGGGAAAUUCUCCCUAGCCACAGAACCAGAGUGUCUGCUGGAAGCCAUCCCUCCACAGCUCGCAGUAUAUUUAUAAACCGAAACUCUUCAAUUAAUUGGUGCUUCAGAAAUACUGUACAGGAUUUUACCAUUGAAAAUAUUUUUUAGUUUUUACCUUGAGACUUUCUUUUUUAAAAAUUACCUGCAAUCCAAAAAAAAAAAAAAAAAAGGAAACUUUCUACAACUGCUGAACGUUGUAAAAUUUACCCUGUAAAUAUCACAGUGAGAAUAAUGCCCUGGAAUAGAACAUCUCAAAUGCUGCUUAGUUACAGACUCAGGUUGAUUGUGUUGUUCAUGUGAUGUUGCUCCACGUCCACACAUCUGGUGCAAGAAGAGGCAAGGACACCACGGAAUGAUCAAGCUGCAACAGAUCGUCUCUCUUUAAUUUAAAGACUUCUUUGAAAACCCACAUUCACACUCAGCUAGGAUUUUUGCAAGAAGGCCAUCUGUUUUUCUGUGAUGUCUGCUACUAGAAACUCACUCCAUGUUUUAGGUUGGAUUCAAGAUUUGAAGCAAAGGUUCCGGUCUUGGAUUUUGUGAAAUGUGCCGUUCAGACUCUUGCCAGUUUUUGAAUGUAUUUCCUCUCACCCCACUUCCCAGAGCUCAUUUGUAAACCUUCCACUGUUUUAUGGCUUUUUUUUUUAACAUAGUGUUGCUUGUCUUGAUGGGUCUCAGUUGUUUGGUUCUUGUCCCUUUAAAAGUUUCUAGUUACAGGCACAUUCAUACUGUGAUUUAAUUUUUUUAUUAUUAUGAAAUGCUAUCCAACUGUGAUACACUUAAUUCACUGGUCCUGCAUCAGGAGACGGAGUGGGGAAACUGUAUUAAAUACAGUUCAUCUGAAUAAUCUGUCUGGUUUAUACAAGCUGUGUUGUUCAGAGAUGUCUAAAGUUUGAUCUUUGUUUUUUUAAAGAUAAAAGCACUUGCCCCACUUGUAAAUAUAUGGCAUGUAAAAUUUAUAUAGUAUAUAAAUACAGCAAGUCAAAACAA